GUCACUCCCAGUGAAGACGUUUUGUGUCAUUAACUCCAUUUUCUAUUGGCCGCUUUUUAACAUACAACCGAUCACUUCCGCUUUGACACAGCCGUGAGGUCACUUCCGCUACACAUCCGUCUUUCUCCACCGUGAAUAACAGGUUGACAGCAAGCAGUCAAACAACAUGGCCAGCGACGCGAUCGACAACAUCACCAAGGUUCUGGUGCAGUCUGCCAAGUUGGCGGAGGACCAGGUGGAUGCAGAGUUGACCAAACUAAACCAAAUGGAUGAAGACGACUUUGAAAGAAUGAGGGAAAGACGAUUAGAGGCGUUAAAGAAAGCCCAGAAACAGAAGCAGGAGUGGCUAUCUAAAGGUCACGGAGAGUAUCGGGAAAUCCCGAGUGAGAAGGAAUUCUUCAGUGAGGUCAAGGAGAGCAAGAACGUUGUCUGCCAUUUCUACAAAAAUUCCACCUUCAGAUGUAAGAUCCUGGACAAACACUUGGCCAUUCUGGCAAAGAAGCAUGUGGAGACCAAAUUCAUCAAACUCAAUGUGGAAAAGGCGCCCUUCCUCACAGAGCGCCUGCGCAUUAAAAUCAUCCCCACCCUGGCGCUGCUCAUUGACGGGAAGUCAAAGGACUACGUGGUCGGCUUCGCAGACCUGGGAAACACAGAUGAGUUUAGCACAGAAGUGCUGGAGUGGCGACUUGGCUGUGCCAGUGUAAUCAAUUACAGUGGUAACCUGAUGGAGCCGCCCACAGUCACACACUCCAAGUUCACCAAGGUGGAGAAGAAAACUAUCAGAGGGCGGGGCUACGACACAGACUCUGAUGAAGAGGAUGACUGAGGAAAACCUGACGCAUGUCAGGUUUUACCCUCUCUGGGCUACCUCGUUUUUAUAUUCACUAGUCAGCCCUCGAGCCUCCAUGUUGGAUGACUGCUUAGUUUCUUUGGUGAUACAAUGUCUACUUACAUACUUUCAUAAUCAGAUAACAGGAGUAUUUUUGUUAGGUGGAAGACAGCAUAGCUCAUUAAUACUGAGCUACUCUCUGACAUGAAUUAGUGUCUUUGUUAGUCUAAUAAGUUAAAUUCCUCUGGGCAUCCAUCUUUAAAAAUAUGUUUUACUCAUUUCCAUGUAACAAAAAUGUGACCAUUGGAGACAAAUUAAAACAUUUGAAUACAAA
Molecule: messenger RNA, 1163 nt
Organism: Nerophis lumbriciformis (worm pipefish)
Lineage: Eukaryota; Metazoa; Chordata; Actinopteri; Syngnathiformes; Syngnathidae
Gene: txndc9
Product: thioredoxin domain containing 9
Source: RefSeq, a predicted model, not a curated record